Molecule: messenger RNA, 723 nt
Organism: Trichoplax adhaerens
Lineage: Eukaryota; Metazoa; Placozoa; Uniplacotomia; Trichoplacea; Trichoplacidae
Exons: 10
Biological process (GO): cilium assembly; intraciliary transport
Cellular component (GO): motile cilium; intraciliary transport particle B; centrosome
Source: RefSeq, a predicted model, not a curated record
GAAAUUGAUGAAGACGAUGAUGAUCAAUCCGUAUCAAGCGAUGAUGAAAAAGAUCAAAGUAACGAUGCUAGUCACCAUGAAGGACAAGAAGGGGCUUACGAUCCUGCUGAAUUUGCUAAUCUCCCUGUUAACAGUGAAAUCAAGGAUUUAUUUCAGUAUAUAACAAGGUAUACGCCUCAUUCGAUUGAAUUGGACACCAAACUUAGGCCCUUCAUUCCAGAUUAUAUUCCUGCCGUUGGUGAUAUUGAUGCUUUUAUUAAGGUUCCACGUCCCGAUAAUAAAACAGACACAUUAGGAAUGGCUAUACUAGAUGAACCGUGUGCCAACCAAUCAGAUCCUACAGUUCUAGAUUUACAGCUGCGUACUAUCUCUAAACAGAGUUCUGCGAAAUCAGUGUCGAUAAGAAGUAUUGAUCAUGCCGACAAGAAUUCUAAAGCUAUCGAUGCAUGGAUCCAAAGUAUAGGUGAAUUGCACAGACAAAAACCACCACCAAAUGUCCAUUAUACAAAAAAUAUGCCCGAUGUUGAAUCUUUAAUGCAAGAAUGGCCUGCAGAAUUUGAAGAACUACUAGAAAAAGUUGGGCUACCAACAGCUGACUUAGAUUGCGACUUGAGUCAAUAUGUAGAUAUUGUUUUAGGUUUACUGGAUAUCCCCGUUUACAAUAGCAAAAUAGAAUCUCUACACGUCCUUUUCACGUUAUAUUCUGCAUUCAAAAAUUCACAA